Messenger RNA from Cylindrotheca closterium, 2733 nucleotides. Lineage: Eukaryota; Bacillariophyta; Bacillariophyceae; Bacillariales; Bacillariaceae. The record is from the annotation of a GenBank genome assembly.
AUGACGUCCAAUGGUGGACGAAGCGUCGCGACCCCGACAAGGGCGGCGCUUCCAGCAAAGAAAGCUUCUUCAAUAUCUAUGAAUCCUGAUCAACUGCUGGAUGCAUUCGACACCUUCACUUCCACAAAUCGUCGUAGCAGCGAUGCUCCUGAUGCGAUUGAAUUUCUAAACGAGCACUACAAUAGCGAGGCCUUGCUGGUGUCCCAGCUUCCCUUCAUUCGGGAAGCUGUCAGCGACAGAAUGAAUCGCCUCGAUGAUCAUAUAUCCACAGCCCUACAACGUCAGUCUGACUCUGCAGAAGCAACCCAAAAGCAUGUCCAAGACGCCAAGGCAUCCGUCGCUUCCUUGGAACAACGGAUAAGACAGGUCCAACAAAAGGCAUCUCAAAGUGAAAAGACUGUGCGAGAAAUUACCAAAGACAUGAAACGUCUGGAUUGCGCCAAGAGGAAUCUCCAACGAACGAUUACCACUUUGAAACGGCUUCACAUGUUGGUUCAUGCAGUGGAACAGCUCCGAGUGACAUGUCUGUUGCAGCCACAUCCUGAUUACAAAUCAGCUUCUUAUCUGGUGGAUGCAAUUCGAUCCUUGCUACAGCAUUUUGAUAAUUACACCGACAAGGUUGAACCGAUUGGACUUUUGUCUCAAAAGGUGACCGAUUUGCAUGUAGAACUUCAAUUUUGUCUCGUUCGAGGAUUCCGCAUUGUUGGUUUUGGGUUGGAACAAACCAGAACCAUGGAAAAUAAGAGCAAAUACAAGUCGCUCAUUGUUCCCGAGGACGGCGUUGCUUUCGAUGACGAAGACUAUGAACCAGUUAUCAUGAACCCAGAAGUCAUGGUUGGUGGAACCAUGAUGAUUGAUGCAUUGGGAAUUGAUGCCCGGAAGGAGUUCAUGACUAGUUUCUGCCAAGAUCAGCUUUUGGAGUAUACCCAAAUCUACAAGCCUGUUGGGAAGAAGGUUGAGAAGGAAAAGCCUCGAGUUUCAAGUUUCAAAGCUCAGCCAGAGCAGCCAAAGGAAGAUACGAAACCAGAUUUUGCUCUUGAAUUUGUCGAACAACGAUUCGUCUGGUUCCGUAAUCGAUUGGGCGAAAUCGCAGAGAAGUAUCCUGGAGUUUUCCCUCCUUAUUGGAAUAUGGAAUAUUGGCUGACAAAGGUCUUCUUGAAGAGAACCAAAAAUCACCUUUUGGCUCUAUUGGGAGGACCACAAACAAAAGACCCUGAUGCUUCCGAUGCCACAAUUCUGUUGAAAGCUCUUCAGAAAACAAUUCAGUUUGAGAAAGAAGUGGCGGUCGAGCUCGAACGCAAGUACGGCACCAUUUUCAAGGAAGCUGGUGGCAAGAAGGGAAAAGGAAUCAAGGCAUUCAAAAAGGAAGAGUCCAAGGGUCAAAACGAAGAAGACGGAAAAGCUUCCACCGAUCAAGACGCUGUCGAUAGGCUACUGGGUGUCGCAUCCAGUGCCUUUGAUAGCUACAUGAGGCCUUACAUCGCAUUGGAAGAGCAAAGUAUGGACGAGCAACUCGUCAAGGCAUUGGAAGACAAGACAGUCGAUACACGGGGAGAAUUGCCUGUCUUUACUUCAUCUACUAAACUCUUUGUGUAUAUCAAGGGGAGCAUUUCGCGAUGUACAGCUCUCACCAAGGGCCAUGCCUUCUUCUUACUGUAUCGUGCCUUCCAAAAUUCGCUCCGAAAGUACGCCCAGGUGCUGUCAAACAAGCUCCCUCCACCCAUCCCCCAGAACUCAUCUGUUGGUGGAUUGAGUAUGGCUAAUGUUUCCUUCGGAAAGAAGGAGGGGACUCCUCAGCAACGAGCAUCCUAUCGGGUGCCGAAUGGUGAAGAGGUUUCUGUCUGUCAUGUUGUUGGAACUUGCGAAUAUUGUGCUGAUACUGUGGAAGCUUUGGAGGAUUUGAUUCGAGAUACUGUUGAUGAGCAGUACAAAGCAAAGAUUGAUAUGAUGGGUCAACAAGAAGCCUUCCAUGAUAUCACUGCCAAGGCAAUCCGAGUGCUUGUUACUGGAUUGGAGAACCGACUUGAAGAACCUCUGAAUGUCAUGUGCAACACAGAUUGGGGAGUGUUUGAUGAGGUCGGCGAAGAGAGUGACUACGUUCGAUACAUGCACAAGGAAAUUGUGCCCUACAUUACACUCGCCCGAGGAUUGAUACCCAGUUCCUACUUCCGAAGUAUUUGCGACAAGUUUGCACUCAGCUUCACCGAGACGUAUCAUGAAACGUUAAUCAAGAGAGUGAAGAAAGUCAGCGAACAGGGAACACAACAGCUGCUACUUGAUGUGUAUAACCUCAAGACGCUAUUUUUGAAGCUUCCCGUGUUGGAGAAAUCAGAAACAUCUGUUGUUGCUCCAACAGCCAGAAAAGGAUUGCCUGCAAAAUCGACGAUUGCUCCUGCUAUGUACACCAAAAUGGUGCAGAAGCAAUUCAAGAAGAUUGAGCUUCUACUGAAGGUAGCUGGUACUCCUACUGAUCUCAUGAUUGACGUCUUCCGAGCCCACUGGGUCGGAGGAUCUGCCCUAGACUUGCAAAGCGCAAUGUCAUUGAAGGGGCUGAAACGAACAGAACAAGCGGCCAUGUUGGAAAACUUUGGACUGGACCCUCGUACCGCACGCAAGGGUGCCACGAUGAACGUCACAUCAACCACAAUCGUCACAGAACGUCUCCAAGCUGUCAAUUCUGAUCUGAAUCAAAUGAGACAAAAGGUAGACGACUUUCGAAAGUCAUUCCGCUAA